Molecule: messenger RNA, 2649 nt
Organism: Aspergillus thermomutatus
Lineage: Eukaryota; Fungi; Ascomycota; Eurotiomycetes; Eurotiales; Aspergillaceae
Exons: 2
Coding region: 1-2649 (882 amino acids)
Source: RefSeq, a predicted model, not a curated record
AUGGCAUCCAAACUACCCAGGAUAUCCAAUAUCAACCAUGCUGCCGGCAUCUAUGCUGACAUGUCGGUGGAUGGUCCCGCAAUCGGCACGCUGGUCGCUGUCAUUGACCGCGCGAAGAAUCUGCCUAAUAGAAAGACUAUGGGGAAACAGAAUCCGUACUGUGCUGCGCGGUUAGGGAAGGAAGCUAAGAAAACAGAGACUGACCUGCGGGGAGGUCAGACGCCAAAAUGGGACCAUGAGCUUCGAUUCACAGUGCACGAAUCGCCCGACUACUUCAGACUCAAGGUAUCGAUCUUCAACGAUGACAAGAAGACCGACCUGAUCGGCGAAACCUGGAUCGAUCUGAGAGACUUGAUCAUCCCCGGAGGAAGCCAGAGCGACCAAUGGCAUCCGCUGCAGUACCGAGGAAAGUAUGCUGGGGAGGUUCGCAUCGAGAUGACUUAUUAUGAUACCAGGCCAGAGGACGAGGCGGUGAUUGAACGGCGAUUGCAAGCCGCCGAGAAGAUCCAUGCCAAGAGCAGUGGUUCAGCGAGACCGGCCCCGGCCGCCCCUGUCAGCUCGUCUUCUCUGUCGGGCCCUCGCCAGCUCGAGAAGGUCAAGAGACGCCCACUUCCUAGCGACCCUACCGCCUCGACUCCCGCGCGUCCGGCGCCCCCCGAAAAGGCUCCCUCGGCGCCCUUGCCGUCCCAUCCUGCUCCAGUGAGACCAGUUCAUCACGAACAUGCUCAUUCCACACCUGCCCUGAAUGGCGCCGAUCACAUGCGCUAUUCGCAAAGACAAGCACCUGAGGCUCCCUACGAUGCAUAUACAUCCGCAUCGCAGGUUCCGCCCCCGGCAAAGGUGUAUGACACGCCGGACGACUUCCAUAGAGAAUGGAGUCACGCGGCGCCGGCCCAUGCCGCACCAGCACCUCUAAGGCGAGCUCCACAGGAAGAGGGCUAUCCGUACCGUGAGAGACCGGAUGCUUAUGACAAUCGGCAACAUGCACGGCCGCGUUCCGGCUAUGGCAACGGACCGGCUCCGGAUUACCGCUCUACGCCCACAAGCAGACCAGACCACCAGUCCCAACCAGCGCCGGACAUGCACACAAGACAUCCAUACGAAUCAACUUCCCGCCCGACCAGUCAUCACAGCAAUCGUCCAUUCCCUGCACCAGAGCAGUACGGAUAUGAAGGAGACGCGAUACGUCAUGGACACGAAGUUGCCCAAUACUCCCCCCAUUCAUCGACGAGAUCGUAUAAUCCCCCCACCGCGGAUUACGCGCAUAGCGCUCCUGGUCCGGCCCCGGAAGCAGAACAUCACUACCGUCUGCACAGCAACUCGGUAGCGAGCAUCAACAGUCGGCACCGCAAUUCCGUUGCGCACGAAUAUGCAGCGAUGCAGCCCCGCGUGGACGACGAAGAAGAGGAGGGACCUCCACCUCCGCCCCCUGCCCAUCGGUCAGGCCUGGUCCAACCGAGUCAACAGUUAGUACCGUCACCAGCUUCCUCGUACAAAGCUUACUCCCCAGAGUUUGCACCGUCCCCCCGCAAUACCAACGAUAUGACCGCGCUCCCGCCGCUUCACCCGUCGCACGGGAACCGCCUGCAGGACCACCCUCAUAUGAAGAAUCCAUCGGUGCCGCGCAGCCUGGUCGCCGGCUUUGACCCGGCAAUUGCCGCGGCGGAGGCCCCUCGUGCUGUGCAGGAAAGCCAAGCGAACCGGCGGCUCAGCUUCUUCGAGGACGCCAUGAUCCGGACUACCGAAUCGAAGCCUGCCGCACUACCGUACCCUCAUGAUAUUUCAUCGCCACCCACCGACCCCCGUCGUUCCUUGGUUCUUAAGUCGGCCAGUUCUGACUCUCGCAUCGUUCCUCGGCGCAAGUCGGUCAGUCCACGACCACCAAGCACGGCAGAGCGCCAGGUGUCCCAGAUUCCCUUCUCACCAGACUCGUACGAUGCGCUGAAUCCAAACGCGGCACGAUCCGCCGUCACCCGCGACCCAGCACCGGCGUACGAGACAGUCGCGCAGGCGAUGCAGACGGCCCGACUCAAUGAGAUGAAGCCCGAUCCCUCAGGGCCUAUUAUCGGUGACGAUGGGCGAGAGAUUGAUCCCUCGGAUCAUCUUCCUUCGGACACGUGGGCGCCAGAGCCGGAACGCAAGAACAAGAAGCCCGAGGUGAUUGUCCGCUUCAAGCAUCCUUCCGCCAGGGACGUUGCGGGAGCGCGUCCCCGGUCCAGCGGGGGAUUGUCACACAACGACAGUCUACAGUCAUACGCACAGCCAAGCCGGACCUCCCCGGGUGCAGAGUACACGGAGCGUGGACGCCAGGAAUACGGAGGAUAUGGGCACGGACGAAACUAUAGCACGACUGACACGGCACGGCCACGAUCUUCGCACCGCAAGUCCGUCUCGCCAGCGCCGAGUGCGCGCUCCGCACACUCUGUUUCUAGCCUGUACGCGCCCGUCAACCACGGGCCGCCGAUCCCGGCCAAAGUCCCCAUUGCACCUCCCGCGGGCCCAAGCUACCCCGUGAUGGGCGGCAACACCGGCAUGGAUGCACUGAGUCGGGAGCUGAACAGCAUUGACCUGGGGUCUGUGGGAUGUAGUGUCGUUCGAGCGCCGCGCAAAUACAUUCCCAAGACGAUAACGACCGGGUACGCUAUGUGA